This is a messenger RNA of Phascolarctos cinereus (koala), 4943 nucleotides long. RefSeq names its product family with sequence similarity 167 member A (gene FAM167A). NCBI's taxonomy places the organism in Eukaryota, Metazoa, Chordata, Mammalia, Diprotodontia, Phascolarctidae. The record is from RefSeq and is a predicted model, not a curated record.
UUAGUGGUAUGUAUGAAUGAGAGAGAGAGAGAGAAAAUCUGAACUGAAAAGACUUGCGGUAGAAUAGCUCUGCCGUCGCCAGGCAACUGACCUGACGCAACCAAAAAAAAAGUCCCUAAAAAAAAAAAAGAAUAGCACCGCGAAUUCACAGGAGCAUGGGAGAAAAAGGGAGGGAGCGAGAGGGAGAGGCAGCUACUGAGACAGUAAUCAAGAGGCAAGGAAGCAAAGAAAGCCACACCACAAAUAACAAGUUGGGUGUAUGAAGGAAGAAGACAGAGAAAAUAUGCCUCUGGAAUAUUAAACGGGACUGCCUCAUCUGUGUGCGUGUGUGUGUGUGUGUGUGUGUGUGUGUGUGUGUGUGUGUAUGUGUGUGUGUGUGUGUGUGUGUGUGUGUGCGUGUGCGCGCGCGCCCCGGGGCACUCCGAUGCGUGGAUGUGUGCAGAAGACAGAAGAGCAGGACCUGAGACUUCUGCUGCUACUGUCAUUUGAAGGACCUUGAUCCCUCCUCCGGGGGCCAGCAGCAACACAGUCCUGUGGAUCCUCUAUGCCAUCAUCCAGGCAAUGACCUCAAGAGCCUGGGGCUGAGGAGAAGGAAGAAGAGGAGGAGAAGAACUGCACUGUGUUGCCAGCAACCCUCAAUGCUUUGGGGAACCAGGAGGUUGUAGGAUGGCUACACCUCAGAUCCACAUAGAAGAAGUGGUAGGUGGAGAAGGAGGGUACUUAGGGGCAACCCCUCCUCCUGAUGACCACCUUCUGAGCCUGAAAGUCCUCACAGAGAAACUGAGGCUGCAGACUAGAAGGCCUUCCUACCUGGAAUGGCAGGCCAAGCUAGAGGAGCAGACAUGGAAUUUCCCUAGGUCUACUGAUGAGCAGGAGGAGAAAGAACCAAGGAAAUUCAGAGAAGAGGAGUCGCCUCCCCUGAGAAAGUUACAACAGCAGCUACAUGAAAGUAACAGUCAGGACCAGCCACCUCUGACUACUAGAAAAUUGGAUAGCUUUGAGAGUAUUGAUGAAGCUUUGCAUUGGCUAAGGAAGGAACUGGCAGAGAUGCGGUUGCAGGAUCAGCAGCUGGCCCGGCAGCUGAUGCGCCUCCGCAGCGACAUCAACAAGCUGAAGAUCGAGCAGACCUGCCACCUCCACCGGAGGAUGCUCAAUGAUGCCACCUAUGAGCUGGAGGAACGGGAUGAGCUGUCCGACCUCUUCUGUGACUCCCCCUUGGCCUCCUCCUUCAGCCUCUCCACCCCACUGAAGGUCAUUGGAGUGACCAAGAUGAACAUCAACACCCGCAGGUUCUCCCUCUGCUGAAGGAGGAGGAGAUGUGGAGGUCAUCAAAGGGCUGGUGGAAGUAAAGGGUUGGCAAGGGAGGGACACAAGCUUAGAUGCUUGUCAGCGGCAGGGCAAGGCCUACGUGGAGGUGGAGAGUGCCCAAGCAGAGCCAAGCUUCCCGAGGAGCUACCAGGUCCUGUCCAAUGGCUGGGCUGUGCCGGGGUGACUCAGAUCCACCAGAAAUGAGGAUGUAGCACUCUCAAGGAGAUGUUAAUGGGGUCAUGGAAGCCUUCAAGGCUUCUUAUCCACUUAAUAUCUGACUCAUCCUUCUAUAAACUGUUUUACUAGUGAUAGUGCUAUAAGAGAUUGAUUCCUUCCAACCUCUUACUCGAGCCUCCCCUCCAUCCCAUGCCCAUGUGCCUGUGAACACAAAUCACUGGUGCUAUGACCAGGGCUCCCAAAGGGAGGAAAAAGUCUCCCUGCCCCAGGCACUGUGGCCCUACCCUUGUCCCUGAAGGAUCUCCAUGGGCAUCAGAUAUUAUGUACCCCCAAAAGUAUAGGGAGGUGAUCCUUGUGCUUGGUGUAACCAUCUCAGUGUCAAUGUCCCCUCAGUGUUGACCAAGAAGUGCUCUCCAUGUAUUUGAUUCAAAUCAAAUCAAUUCCAUAAGCAUUUAUUAAGAACCUAUUAUGCUUGAGGUACUGUGCUAGGCACAGUGGAUACAAAGAGAAAAAAAUAAUAGUGAUGUCUUCCCUCAAGGAGCCUGCAUUCUUCUGAGUAAGUAGCAGGGCUCCUCCAUUUGUGCAGUUAGGAUCAUGUGUUCCUGGGUGCUGGCAUUACAACCCAAGAGUCAGAUCCUUUUGGCAAGACAAGGUAAAACUGUUGCCAGUUUUUGACUCGGGCUCUUGGGAGGCAAUUGGAAGAGAAUGCCAUUUGUGCCAGGUAGUCUGAUGGGCCUUCUCCAGUGUAACAAGUGAGGGACAGAUCCUGAACCUAGAUUUUACUGUCAUUGAGCAGAAAAUACCCAUGAGAACCUCCAAAGAGGCCCUGUAAUUCUGCUCCUGUUUCUCUAUCUCCCCUCAUGACCAAGGGAUCACCAUGUAAGACCACAAUUGAUUGAGCUCAAUUUUCCUCCUAAGGGUACCCGCCAGGCUCACCUGUGAGUGCCAGAAAAUGCCUCUUUAUUGAGCUUGGUAGUACCACCUCCCUAAUCUUAUUUCCAUUUUUAUUGCCUUCCCACAAAGACAAUCAAAUCAGCUAUCACCAAGCCUCUCUAUACAUCCAACCAGUUUCCCCAUUCUGAUUGAAUUAAACAGUUAUUUACAAUAGCAGGUAACUGAAUGAUUCUAUCCAAAGGGAGGAACUGGUUGAUGUGAUAGAGCAUCCGGCCUAGAAGAAAUGCUUUCUCUUUUCAUAGGGCCAUAUUCACUGGGACUAUGAGGGCCAAAAUCUGAGAGAACUCAGACUUAACAAAUCUGAAAAAAAAUCAAUGUAAUGUUAUAUGUCAAAAUAUCCCCAAGUCAGCAAUAGUUGAACUAUAAAAGCGUUCAUUUCAGAACUAGGAAAUACCAAUGAUAUCAUCUCGUCCAGCUCCCUUGUUUUGAAGGCUCUGUGCACACAAUGACUUGUUCAAAGUCAUAAAGCUACUUAGUAAUGUAUGAAUUUAGCCAUUAAUGUACAGGUUAUAUUUGUCUACAUUCAACUUCCAAGAGUAACUCCUAACUUUUACUUUAAUGCAGUCUCCUCACACUGCCUGUGCAUUCCAGCUCAGAUGAUUUACCACUCCACCUCCCCACUGUAAACUCCUCUCGUUUGAGUUUGGAAUGUUUUGUCCAACCCCGGAUGGUGUCUGGACAGAAGAGAGCACACUGAUUGACAUUACCACUCUUUAAGCACCACAUCCCAUUGCUCUUUUUUUUUUUUAAAGCUCCAUGGGGAUUGGUCAACACACUUUUAAGGGUUUUUAUUCUGUUUCCUGAUCAAAGUCAUUUUCUCCCAAUCCAUAGCACAACUCCAACAAAGACAAAAAACACCCACACUUUGCAGAUAAGAGGCUAGGCUAGAGCAUAAGCAAUUAAUUCAUUGGAAUAUGUAAGUAAGGGAAAGAGCAAAGAAGAGAAGCAUGAAGGUUUUGGAGGGAAAUCAAUGACUCAUAGCUGGUAAACAAUAACUUGAACUGCUUCCAGACUUUUCUAGGGGCCAAAGGACUUCGUUAUUUCUGUCACCUGAAGCAGGUGGCAGAAGGACAAGAUAGUGUUCUAACAUAAAGUUACCCAGAGCUUAGGUUUCUAGCUUCUGAUAUGAAAAUAAAAGGAAGUUUGUGGCCCAAGUAUGGCCUUGGUGAGGAAGAUCUAAGAACAAGGGCAGGUACUGGGCUCCUGCUCUAAAUACAUUUUGUAAAAGCUGGAGACUAGCUUAAUAAUGACUCCAAUGAUUACUUAGAAACACCAAUGGACUCUAAAGAGGCAUUCCUGAGCUUCUUGGAGAAAAAGGCCUUUAAUGCAAUAGGAAAGUGCAGUGUUAGUAUGAACAGAAACCUAGUUUAUUAUGAGAUAGAGAAGAUACUGUCUUCUCCCAUGUCUACAGAGACAUACAAAUGGUGUCACACGUACUGAAGCUAGACACCCAGGUACUCACAAAUGUACUCACAUGCCUAGAACAUAGCCAGAACAAUUUUAGACCUAUAUGAUGGGAACUGACCAACUUGAAUUGCACUCCCAUUUUUAGCCCAAGUCAAUAAUCUGAGUCAUGAUCAAUCCAAUAGAUAACGCAAAAAUCAGCCCUUAAGAUAGAUGGAAAAAAUAUGGUUUCACCCAUUAACUGACUCAAUACAUUCACUUAUUUAACUCAUAGUUAUUGAGUACAUGGAACUAUCCUAGGCAUAGAGAGGGCUACACUGGUAAACAUAAUAUGGAUUACCCCACCACCACCACCAAGAGUUUAUGGUCUAGUAGAAGAGACAAAUACCUACAAUCAAGGGACAAGUGCAUAAAAGAGGCUUGUAUAAAGCCCUGUGGGACUUCAGAGAAGGUAGGCAGUUUCUGCCAUGUGACUGCAGGCAUCUCAAUAGUCUCCAUUUUCCCGGAAUGAUUCAUUUAAGAUGGUGGGGCAUUCCUAUCACUUUUCCUGUUUCAGUCAUAGUUUUGUGUUGAGAGAGUUCCUUUGUGGAUUGCUCCUGCCUUAGGCAAAUUGUUACACAGAUAAGCUCAGUCUCCUUUCCCCUCCCCACCCUCCACAACACAAAUUUAAUUGUUCGAGGUAGGCCUUAACUCUCUGCCAGUGGAGUCACUAGAUUUAUAAAGGGUAGUUAGUUACUAGCCCAAUGUUUGUAUUAUGUCUCCUGCUUGCGUUGCUUCCUUAAUCUGUUCAUUAGUUCCUGUGCCAAGUAUCCCUUAGGUGUGACAUUCAGCAGACAUACUGUUGUGUCUAAGUAACAUUGUCUAAUGGCUUCGUACCUAUGGUAGCCAAGCAUAGUGGCCUGGAGACCCUGAGAUAUCCUGACAAAGGUCUUCUCCGGUUUUGGGAUCUCCUCCAAUGUAUCUCCUAGCAAUACCAAGUGCUAUUACAUAGCUGACAGACAAUUUCUAAUUUUAUUUUUUAUGAUCAUUUGUUUCUAUAUUGCUGUUAGAAAAAGCAAAAUUAAAAAAAAAUAAUAAAAGUUGUGCAUUUUAGAAGACAA